GGGGCGUCGCGGCGUAAGGAUUUGGCGGGCGCGAGCAAAUUGAGUAGUCGCUCUGCCAGAGGUCUGAACCUCUUGCCGGAAAGGACGCUUCUCCUUCCCUUCUGCUCCCAGUUUCCGUAAGACUCUGGGAGCAGCCUGGCGCCACCUUGCCCCCACGGAAGAAAUCCAGCGAGCGCCCGGGGGCGUGAGAGGAGGCCUGUCCGCCCACCUAGUGGGACCACCCGCUCCCCCUGGACCCAGACUCGGGGCAAGCGGCGUGGGGAACGCGGGGAGUCCUGGCCCCACCACCCACCUGCCGGGUGACCUUGAGCUGCCCAGCCACAGACUCCUCCCCAACGAGGCUGGUGACAAUUCCGUGGACUCGUGCACGGGAAACACCAGACGCGUAGUUAAGCGAUGUGGAGGCCCGAACGAUGAGCUGGAGCCAGUCUCCUGAGCUUCAGAGCUCACUGAGGCGGGAGAUUGAGUUCUUUGCAGACCUGAACUGGGGUUGAGUUAUCUUGGGUACACACAGGAUCUGCCUGGCAUGAGCCAUGUGAAGACACAGAAAGCAGUCAGUCAGCAGCCAGCUAUCCAGAAGAGGAAAGAGAGCCCUCAUGCGACCAGGCUGGCACCCUGAUCUCCUGAACCAUGAGCAUCUAGAUUAAUGGAAAUGCAGUUUGGAAUGAAGUGACCUAAGAGCUGACACUGAGCAGGAAAAAAAGCAGGAAAAGGGAGUCUCAAUGAGUCACACAUACAUAAACAAUUCUUCACAAAGAAGAUUGAACUGUGCAAGAUUUAAAAGGAGGCCACCAGCAAGACUGAGCCUCAAGGGGUAGUGAUGUCUUCACGAGGUCCUAGUGGUCCAGGGUCUGGAUCCCAGAACAAUGACAUGAAAAGACAAUUUCUACUGGAGCGACUGCUGGAUGCAGUGAAACAGUGCCAGAUCCGCUUUGGAGGGAGGAAGGAGAUCGCCUCGGAUUCCGACAGCAGGGUAACCUGUUUGUGUGCCCAGUUUGAGGCUGUCCUGCAGCAUGGCUUGAAGAGGAGUCGAGGAUUAGCCCUAACAGCGGCCGCCAUCAAACAGGCAGCGGGCUUCGCCAGCAAAACUGAAACAGAGCCCGUGUUCUGGUUCUACGUGAAGGAGGUCCUCAGCAAGCACGAGCUGCAGCGCUUCUACUCCCUGCGCCACAUCGCGUCGGACGUGGGCCGCGGCCGCGCCUGGCUGCGCUGCGCCCUCAACGAGCACUCCCUGGAGCGCUACCUGCACACGCUCCUGGCCGACCGCGGCAGGCUCAGCACUUUUUAUGAAGACUGGGCUUUUGUGAUGGACGAAGAAAGGUCUAGCAUGCUUCCUACCAUGGCAGCUGGUCUGAACUCCAUCCUCUUCGCGAUUAACAUUGACAACAAGGAUUUAAACGGGCAGAGUAAGUUUGCUCCUACCGUCUCGGACCUCUUGAAGGAAUCCACGCACAAUGUGACCUCCUUGCUGAAGGAAUCCACACAAGGAGUGAGUAGCCUUUUCAGGGAGAUCACGGCGUCCUCUGCUGUCUCCAUCCUCAUCAAGCCUGAGCAGGAGACCGACCCCCUGCCCGUCGUGUCCAAGCACAUCAGUGCCGAUGCCAGAUGUAAAAAGGAGAGGAAGAAGAAAAAGAAGGUGACCAACAUCAUCUCAUUUGAUGAUGAGGAAGAUGAGCAGAGCUCUGGUGAUGUUUUUAAGAAGAUGCCUGGGACAGGGGAGAGCUCAGAGGAGAACUCCGACCGCUCCUCGAUCAAUAUCAUGUCAGCCUUUGAGAGCCCUUUUGGACCCAAUUCCAACGGAAGCCAGAGCAGCAACUCGUGGAAAAUUGAUUCUCUGUCUUUGAAUGGGGAGUGUGGCUACCAGAAGCUCGAUGUGAAAAGCAUCGACGAUGAAGACGUGGAUGAAAACGAGGACGACGUGUAUGGGGACAGACUGGGGAGGAAGCGCUCGGGCCACUCGGAGUCGCCUGAGAAGCCGCUGGAUGGCAACACCUGCCUCUCCCAGAUGCACAGCUGGGCCCCGCUGCAGGUGCUGCACGGCGACGCCGACAUCCUCUUCCCGGUCAGCACAGCGGGCUCCUAUGGCCCUGCAGAUGCCCCCCUCGGGAGCCUGGAGAAUGGGGCGGGACCUGAGGACCACGUUCUCCCCGAGCCUGGACCUCGGUACAGUGUGGAAACAAGUCCUCCAGGCCAAGGAAGUCCUCUGAGCAGCUUGCUACCUUCUGCCUCCGCGCCAGAGUCGAUGACAGUUAGUGAACUGCGACAAGCCAUCGUGGCCAUGAUGAGCAGGAAAGAUGAGCUGGAGGAAGAGAACAGGUCACUGCGGAACCUGCUUGACGGGGAGAUGGAGCACUCGGCUGCGCUCCGGCAAGAGGUGGACACCUUGAAAAGGAAGGUGGCCGAGCAGGAGGAGCGGCACGUCACGAAGGUCCAGGCGUUGGCAAGGGAAAACGAGGUGCUCAAAGUCCAACUGAAGAAAUAUGUAGGCGCUGUCCAGAUGCUGAAAAGAGAAGGCCAAACAGCUGAAGUUGUACCAAAUCUUUGGAAUGUUGAUGGAGAAGUUGCAGUCCCUGAGCAGAAGCCGGGAGAAGUCGCCGAGGAACUUGCAAGCUCCUACGAAAGAAAGCUCAUCGAGGUGGCGGAGAUGCACGGGGAGCUGAUUGAGUUCAACGAGCGCCUGCACCGGGCCCUGGUGGCCAAGGAAGCUCUCGUGUCCCAGAUGAGGCAGGAGCUCAUCGACCUGCGGGGGCCGGUGCCUGGAGAUUUGAGUCAAACGUCCGAAGACCAGAGUUUGUCGGAUUUUGAAAUAUCAAACCGGGCGCUGAUCAAUGUCUGGAUCCCGUCAGUGUUUCUCCGGGGCAAAGCCGCAAAUGCAUUCCACGUGUAUCAGGUCUACAUCCGGAUAAAAGACGACGAGUGGAACAUCUACCGGCGGUACACAGAGUUCAGGGGUUUACACCACAAGUUACAGAACAAGUACCCCCAAGUGAGGGCCUACAACUUCCCACCCAAGAAGGCCAUUGGAAACAAGGACGCCAAGUUCGUGGAGGAACGCAGGAAGCAGCUCCAGAACUACCUGCGCAGCGUCAUGAACAAAGUCAUCCAGGUGGUCCCCGAGUUUGCCGCCAGCCCCCGGAAGGAGACCCUGGUCCAGCUGGUGCCCUUCUUCAUCGACAUUACCCCUCCUGGAGAACCGCUGAACAAGAACAGCCGGCCCAAAGUGGCACCCCGCUUCCCCAAGCUGUCCCGGGGUCACCCCAGGGAGACACGCAACGUGGAGCCCCAGAGCGGCGACCUCUGACCUCGGCGGCAUCCCAGGCUCGGGCCCUAUGUGCUGCGCCAGCCGCCCCCACCCCGGAGUGACGACCCUGUCCGCCCGGUGAACCCCAGAGAGCACACCUUCCCCACCAGUCACAUGACACCGAUUAAACUGGGCAGUGUGAGAGCCGGGCGUCCUCGCUGGACGGACUCCGACCCGCGGGCGCCGCUCUCCCCUGGCCCUGCCCUGGGCAGCGAGGGCUUUCCGUCCCCCUUCCUCCAGCUCAGGGGCCAGCGGUGGGGUGGGCGCCAGGUCGGGCUCGGAGUGCCCUGGUGGAGAUGCACAAGUCUGACGUUUCAUUUGGUCAGAAGGUUCAUUCAGAAACCACCUGUUGACUCUUCCCCACGUGGGAAGUCGAAUGACUGUUACCCUUUUCUUUUUAAUGAAUGGCCUGCUGCAGCCCAGGGACGUGGAGGGUUUGGGUGGGGGGCUUGUUCCUUUCCAGGCCCUCCCCGCCAGCGGACAGUAGUUCCUGCUGCCAUGCUUCAUGGGGACAGCCCCAUAGCUUUUGUGAGGAGGAGCCGUCAGUGAUGCUGAACUGUGGUUCUUGGAGAACUUUCCCUACCUCCUUAUGGUUCCUCCAUUUAGGAACCCUGGGGCCACCCAGGCCCAUGUGCACCUGGUGACCCUGGGCGGAGAGCCCUGGGUUAGCCAGGAAUCGGUGGCCUGGGCCUCGACAGCCAAGAGGAGAGGCCUCAAGGCUGUGAGAGACUCCAGGAGGCACUACAGGGGGGCCUGGCGCCAGGGCUCUGUGGAGCUCAGCGUGGCUCUCGCUGAACUUGGACACAGCAUCCACUCCACAUAGAUCGUGAUUGUCCCCUAAAGACACAGAUUUGCAACACAGCCUCCUCUCGUGGGAACAGGGCCCUGUGUGCCCCCGAGAUGGAUCCCUGCCGCCCCAGAGCCGGGCCCCUUGGCAGGUGGGGGCAGGAGGCCCCUGCGACACUCCCACGUCGGGUCGCCUCUCGGGCCCAGAGCUGUUCGGCCAGUUGUAACAUCCAGAAUCAUGAAGUUGUCUCCCGCCCUGACAAGCGCUCCUGCAGUUAUGAAGAGAGACAUUUCCUGGGGGACACUGACUACAUAGGAAGAAGUUUGACCCGAAGAGGCUAGAGUCGUAGGGGAAUUAAUGAUGUAAACACAAGUGAAAGGUGGUCAAUAGAAAGCUGACCGUGGGCUCUGCCCGGAACUGUUUCAACUCAUCACCUUACAAGUUGGCGAGUGACCCUGGGUAAGCACUGAGCCCUUCCCCAGUGGAGAACUGGAAGGAAUCUCCUGGAAGGAAUACGCUGUGUGUUCCCCCGUCAGCCAGAGGGAAACUUGUCAGAGCAGUUAAGUAGAGCAGAAAUGCCUUACGCACAGCCCUCCAGAGAAUCGCGGAGGCCUGAGGAACUUCCGAGGGGACAUUCUACCAGGUGAGCCGGACCCACGCGAGCGAAACGAGCCUGCCAUUCUCCACGGAUGGACGCAGGAGUGCGUGUGGCUGGGGCCCAUUUGCCAAGGUAUUUCCACUACACACACGCUCUGCUUGAAUCCCAAGUCCCACGGUGCAGACUGGCCGUGAACACAGAGCCCUCCUCGGCCAAAUCAUCCUCCGCGGCCCUCUGAAAACUCCAGCUGCUCCAGAGCCCUGCCCCCACAUUUGGGUCCUUCCACAAUGGUCACUUUGACACCAGGUGGCGGGCUGGCCCAGCAGACUCUGCACCCAAGUUGUCGCCUCUCUGUUCGAGACACGGAACAGAACCCCCUGACGUUCCCAGGGCUCGAGGUUCUGAUCAACCAGCCUUUUCUGGCACCUGAUCUGCCAAAACACAUCUGCGUGUGAAUCUGACCUCACUUCCACCCGCCCCGCCAGGAACUGGCUCUGACAUUCUGCGCAGGGAGUUAAACAGAGCGACCACAACAGAAGAUGCCCAGAGCUAUGGUGGACAAGCACAUCUCAGCCUGUACUUACAGAGGAGAAACUCUGCCUGCCUCUCCAUUUCUUAAAGAUUAUUCACAGAAAACUUGCCCUGAUCUCCCAAAAUGUGGACUGUAAGACCAUGUUCUUGGGAACCCCUGGACCCUCCAGGCUGCUUGCUAUCUGUACCCCCAUUUUUGUCAUCAUGCAGAAACCUCGACCUGGUCUUCAGCACACAGACCCCUCCCUCGGAUUUUAGCUCAGAUUCGCACAUGACAUGCACAUCACAGCACUGCCUCAAAGCCUUAACUUUGGAAGCCCACACAUGUCCUGCAAUGACUCAGUCCAUCCAGCUGCUCAAAAUACUCCCACCCAGCUCUCCACGGUGGCGGGGUGGACUUAGAAGGGGCAGAAGCCCCAGUUCCUCGAGAAAGAGAAUAAAACGCCAAGGUCCAGGCUGAGAUCUGGUGCACAAAAUGCCACCCCCUGAGGAUGUGUCAUCGUCUGCCUUUCAACCCAGAUCCAAUUCAGAGGCUGAGAUGUCCUCCACCCACCUCGAGCCACCACGGGGAGAGAGCCCCGUGGAAAGGACUAGUGGACGUUGCUUCUGUCUCCUUAAGCUGGUUAGAAGAUUCUUUGGUGCCUCCAAAGUUGGCAUCUGAGAGAGGAAAUUCUCCCCUUUCAGAGAGGAGCCCCCAGCGCCACACCUGUACUAGAGGAAGAGUCUCCUCCGGGUCCCCCGCCACCGCCCAGCUGUCUGCUCAGGAGAUGCGCCAGCAAGAAAUGGGUAGCACCUCAGCAGGACCCAUCUGCCAUCAUCUUGCUUGCUCCCCAACCCAUGGAAAGCAGGGCUGGGCAGGGAUGUCUCCCUGAAAAGAGAGGACCAACGCUCCCAGGAAGGGAGGUCGGAGGCUGGGAACCUGCUCAGCCACCCCUCCCGCAGCCAGACGGAGACUCCAGCCCUUCAGACCGGCUCCUGGCUACCCAGUGGUGGCUGUCAGUCCCCUGGUGGUCGCCUUUAGCACCAUUACCAGGCCCAUCCAGGCUUCCUGGUUACAAAAAGGAGCACCUGACUGAGCUGUAGAGACACAAUACCACCUUGUGAGACCCCAAAGAGGCCGGAACGCUGAGAGGGAGGGACCUGGGCCCAGGUGUGUGGGCAGGGGCUUGUCACAGCGCAGGGCCCUGCUGCAUGGCUCCGAGCCCAUGAAGAUGCGUUCUUUGAUGACCACCGACUUCCCAGCAGUGCCAGGCUGGGCGGUGCCUUUAAAACAGGCGAUCAAAGCUGUUUGCAUCGUGGGGCUGAUAAUGCGGCACCAGGGCCUGGAGACUCAAGAAUGCCCCCCCAGGUUUGGGGCCCAGGCCCUGGAGGGAAGACCAGCCGGCCUGCCCAGAUAACAUGAAGCAGCCACUUCUUCCGAGGCCCAGGACCAGAGCUCUGAGACCAGGGCGGGUCAGCGACCGCCUCUUUCUCUCGGUUCCUCCUGGGGCAAUCUGCCCACCUGCUCGCCUUCAUGUCGGGGUGCAGCCCAGGGACGCCAGCGGGCCCCCUUGUGUGGGGGCCAGGCCCUGGUCCCUGGGGUCCCGGCGGGCCUCUCCCAACCAGUCCCCUCCAGAACCCUUCCUCCAUUCCUCAGCCUGGCAGGAGAGCCGCUCUCCUCCAAAGUCACCAUCUUGCCUGGGCAGGUAGCCAAGACAGAGACCAGGCUGGACCUCAGCCGCAGCUGGACCUGCCGGAGAGCAUCAGACUGGCUGAUGGGCCUUCUAGAAGGAGCAGUCACGCUCAGCUCCCACCCCCAAGGCAAUAAUUGUUUUGACUGCGUCUCAGUGUUCCUCCUGGGGCACAGCCACACACACGCUGGGCCUUUGAGUCUGUGCCUCGGGGGACAGAGGGCACUACCGGCGAGCAGGCAUCUGCUCACAGGUAGGGCUUUUGGCAAUGAUCGUUUUUCAAAAUAUGCCCAUUGUUUCAUUAAACCUGAUGUUGGCUUCUCUGCUUGUUUGGCACCACUGUAGCACCGUAUAUUUUAUCUAACAUUCCUGUGCCAAACGUUCAUGUUUUGAUAACCUGUGAUCUUGCUUGUCUCUAAACUAAAACUCCAGCUACUGGAUCAACAGAAACGAGGGUGGAGGCUCGCGAGCUCCGUGCUCUGGGCAGGCCGGCGGCUCCCGAGACGCACCUGCUCAGUUGGCCGCCACCGCCGCCGCCGGGGUCCCGCCCCCUCCCUUCGGCCACGCCCAUGGCCGUGGCCGGCCGGGUGUUGCUGCUUCUCAGUUCCCUCAAGGAGCCCUUACUUUCGUCUCUGAAUCCUAACACCCACAUUCAGUGUGUUUCCUUACCUACCCAGCUUCUAAAGAGAAGUUUAAAAAAAAAUCCGGCUUCCCUGAAAGACAGUUGAGCCCACCGCAGUGAUGAGCACCCUCCCCCCAUAGAACAUGCUGGAUUCAGGGGUGUUUUGAGGUCCAGGGGUUCAGUGGCGCGUGAAUGUUUUGCUGUCAUCAUUGAAAACCACUAGCUGCCCGCCCUGGCUCCCCCUUGCACCCAAAUCCGGUCAGGUCUGCUUCCCGCCUUCGCCAGCUACAAGGCAGGAAGCCGCCACUCGAAGCCGCAGGGGAGGCACCUUGGCAAGAGCUGCAAGGGGGCCAUGGAAGGGUACGAGAUGGCGGCUCACAUGUUUGCAGCCGGAGCUGUGAACCCCUCAGAGAUGAGCUGGAGGGCGGGCGGUGCCAGCAGGGAGGGGGUGGUGGAGAUAAUUAGGACUUUUUGUUACCUAGGAUUCAUCCUAGAAGCCUCAGCUCCCCCAGCCCUGGCCCAGCCUGUUGGUAGAACACUUGGCUUAACUCACCAGAUGCUGACUUCUUGCAGGAGGGGGUCUUUUGACUGCAGGUGCCACGGUGAGUCCCCUGCGGAGGCCCAGGGCCCAGCCGGAGUCACCCACGAGCGGGUCCCAGUGACUGCCGGGGGAGGUCACAGGGCGACACAGCUGGAGUCUAGUCCCGCGUCUGUAUGUAAACGAGGCCCAGAAGCCUGCAGAUUGGCUCUGAAACAUGUAGUGUUAUCUUAACCACCCUCUUCUGUUAAGGUUUACACGGUAGAAUUUUUAAACAAAUGUGUUUAAUUUUCUAAAAUCUCUUGUAUUAAAAUUUUCUUUUGGAAUAAUCUGUGGUAAUUUUGUUACAAUCUGGUUUGAGAUACACCUCUUUACAGCGACAAAAUAAAAACGGUGACAUUUUAUAAGUUA
Molecule: messenger RNA, 8458 nt
Organism: Camelus dromedarius (Arabian camel)
Lineage: Eukaryota; Metazoa; Chordata; Mammalia; Artiodactyla; Camelidae
Gene: SNX29
Product: sorting nexin 29
Exons: 25
Coding region: 821-3301 (826 amino acids)
Molecular function (GO): phosphatidylinositol binding
Source: RefSeq, a predicted model, not a curated record